This is a messenger RNA of Heterobasidion irregulare TC 32-1, 549 nucleotides long. RefSeq lists its product as uncharacterized. The record is from RefSeq and is a predicted model, not a curated record. Bases 1 to 549 code for a protein of 182 amino acids. Lineage: Eukaryota; Fungi; Basidiomycota; Agaricomycetes; Russulales; Bondarzewiaceae. The transcript is spliced from 4 exons.
AUGUGUAUCCUCGGACCCCUAGAGAUAGGUUCCAGCACGAGCGCGGCCUGCAAGCGCCGGUCUCCCAGGUUGGGUCGGCGAGCGUUCGUCAGUGCGACGACAUCCCCCAUAUGCGCAGUUUCGCUGGCCGCCGCUGGCUUCCAUUUGGGCCGCAAGCUGUGUCGUGCUGUGCCGCCGACGCUUCUGCCAACCACAGACCCGUCUGUUGGGCAUGCGCGAAUGCCGCCUCGCGCGCUCCCAGCGCGGCCCCCAGGCUCGCUGCGAAACCCGCACGGCUCUCGGGCUCGGGGUCCAGAAAAUGCGCUUUUCCCAGCGGGCUCAGAAGGAUCUAUUCAGAGGCGUGGACCCGUGCCGGCCUCCCGUAUGCGCAAUGAAUUGAAGACGACGCUCGCUGUGCGUAUGCCAUCAGCGCAGGGCAACCCUCGCGGCAUCGAAAUUCUCCCAUCUUACAGGGAGCUGCUUCGAGUCUAUAGGCGCCUCUCGCGCCGCACAUCAUCUGACCCCACAAAGUCAGAAAAGAAAACCGCGCUUGAUCUCGCGACAGCCUAG